AUGGCUGGCCUCAGAAGAGCUCUUGCUCUGCUCGCCAUUGGCGGUGUAGUGCAGGCAUCGCCAUUAAACGGAACCAUUACUCAGCCUGCGACGUUGCCGACCACAGUACCAUCUAGCACCACUGCCUCCGGAAACCUUACAUGCGGCACUAUCGAAGUCAGUGUUCUUCAAGCCGUAGCCGUUUCAGUGUAUACGAGUCUCUCGACGGACCCGGCUUUACAAUGUCAAUGCAUUGGGUCUGUAAACUCCUGGCUGCGGGCAACAGACGCUCCUACGCGGACACUUACUAGGACCAUUGGAACUGGUGUCACUACUUUUACGGAAAGUCUCAGCAGUACUACAACGGUGAUAACAACAGUUUUGGAUUUGACUUCGGUCAUCACAAAUUCGGAGAACAUUAUCGAGCCAGAUACCAACCUCUGGUAUGGAUCCGCGACAUCUCCAUGUGCCUCCACUGUAGAAGUCUUCUACUUUACUGAUGCUACCGAGACACCUGCUGUCACAGCUUUUUCAUCCAAUGGAGUUUUAUACGAGUCUCCAUCCAUCUACAUUGGGUUUUCUUCCCUGUCAGCGUUCGACUACUGCGGCUUGGUCGGAUCAGCUUAUGCCAAUACAACCAUGGCCUUUGCCCCGACAGAAUUAUCAACUCUGCUCUUCACUCCAGUAGUUGGCACCUCACAAGUUGUGACUGUGGUAACCAGUGGUAUUACCAGCCUCAGUACCCAGCCGGCGGCAACACUCUACUCUCCUGACGGGUCUGCUGUGCUCAACACCAAAGAUCUAGAGAGAAACUGUUCGACAAUAUCGGGCUAUUCAUACAUUCCCGGAAAUCCCUCUAAUGCUGGGUUUCACCUUACUUCACCUGACCCUUGCCAUCCCACGAUUGUCAUCCCGGACAGGGUCAGAAGUCUACAACCGGGCUGGGGCGCGUGUCUUAGUGAUGCCAUCGGAGGGUUUUAUGAUCCUCCCUCGGCACUAAACCCCGUCUCUGUGCUCGUCCCAACGUCUUCAACGCCUUCUCAAGCAUCGACCACUCCCAGUCCACCUAGAAGGACCAACCCUCCUCCUGCAACCACGGCCGGUCGCGGCAGCAAUGGCCCUCAGCCCUCCAGUUUUCCAACUUCCAAUCCCUCUUCUCCGGGUAGCAGCAAC
Molecule: messenger RNA, 1152 nt
Organism: Trichoderma atroviride IMI 206040
Lineage: Eukaryota; Fungi; Ascomycota; Sordariomycetes; Hypocreales; Hypocreaceae
Source: RefSeq, a predicted model, not a curated record